AUUCUAAUAGAAAAGCCCUCUAAAAUUUUUGUUAUAGUUCCCCUUCGCGUGAUUUUUUCGAAACUUUUGAUCCCUUUUCUCUCUCUUGCACCCUUUUCACCUUUUCUAUGCUCUGUUGUUGAUUUUUCUCUCACCUCAUUUGUUGUUUCUCAAAAUUGUGAAACCCUCUCUAUUUUUCCUUGCCACCCCAAGAAAUCCUCAUUUAUCACCUCCAAAUCUUUAUUGGAGAAAAUCUUGGGUCAAGAUUUUUGGGUAAUUCUUCUUAGAGGCGACGAAUGGUUGGAUUUCUUAGUUCAACGAAGCAACAUUUUUCUCACGCUUGUAUUUAAGAUUUUGAUCAUACAGCGGAAGAAUAUAACUAAUUAGAUGAAAUGCGCCGAUGAGAGCAAAAACACCAACUUUGGAAGGAGGCACAUUGCUAGUCCUUUUUCUUUUUGGGUUAUCUGAAAUUGUGAUCAAUCUUUAGUUUUAGUGUGGGGGAAAGAGAGGGAUUUCUGUUGUGGGAUUCGGGUGUGGGCAUUUCUGAUUUAGGACAAAAAUAAAACAUUGGGGUUUUGUGUCUUCUCUAGCAUUCUCUCUUUUCCUUAAAAGAACUUGUAUAUGUUAGAUUCGAUGAGAUGAGAAGGGUAGCAAGUGAAUGGGGUUGUGGCUUUAGAGGAAAUGGGAUUAAGAAGACUUGGGUACAUAAUGGUCUGUGUGAUGCUUCUUUUUUUGGUGGCCAUGGUUGAUUCUGCAAAUCAUCGACCUGAGGUGAAGGAAGAAAAACUGGUAAUGUUUCUUUUCUUUUUCUUUGUAUAUUUUUCCUUUCUCUUGCUUACCGCUUCAAUAAAUGCUUGUUGUUACAUAUAUAGAUUUUGAUGCUAAAGCCUUGUUGAAUGCUAUAUUUUUAAUGAAGAUAAAACCUUAUUAGAUAUACUAUGCUGACAUUUGGUGGCCUAUUCAAUUAUCAUUGUCAUCAUGUCAAGUUGAACAAAUUAGAAAGAUAUGUAGAUAUUGCAAGGGUCAUUUUGGGGCAAAAAUGCUUACAAUUAUGGGAAAUUAAUGAGUAUAUUGGUGAAAUUUGCUUAUUUCUUCAUGAGGAUAUGAAGUAUUAUAUACAUAUACAGGCAGAAGAGGCAUGGAUCCGAGGCAAGAAACAUAUAGGGGACAAUAAAGGUUUUUCGAAAGAUUGUGACUUGUACAAUCUAGUGCAAUCAAUCAGUGAAUCAGAAUCAUCUUCAUUGGCUAGAAAAAGCAUGCACAAUGUCAUCAGAGUUAUGCCCAUACAAAUGAAAAGAGAACUCCUUCAUUGCGUGAGAAACAAAAAUCUUCUCUCUGAUGAUUUUGCUGAUGGUGGUAGCAGCUCUACGCGAUGGCUCAUAGAGUGUUUUCGCAUAGCUUUGAAAUGUCCUAUUAGUACUCAAAGAAGAUAUAUGUCUAGUAAGCGUAAUGUCAAAACUGCGUUGAAUUCUCUAUCACCUGUAACAUCUCAGUCGGAUAGCCCUGCAAUUGCUAUAAGGUCUCAAGCUUAUGGCUCAACCCCACCCUCUCUACAUAAAUCAUCACUUAUCACCACUUCACAUUACAAUCCUCUGGCCCUCCUAUUUUAUGAAGCAAACCUUCAUCAACGUCGGGAACUCGAGUCAUCAUCAACACCCUCUGUUUCAGACUCCAAGAAAAAACACAAGAAACAUAAAAAGAAAUCAAAGGAAGAAAUUGAGAGACAAACACUUGUUGCUAUUAUAGCUACUUCAGUAGCGACCUUCUUGAUUGUUGCAGUAUUAUUUUGUUGUUGGAUUUGCUUAAGAAAUAGUGAAGCUGAAAUUAAUUAUAUUGAAGAGAAGCGAGAUGAGAGGCCUCUACUCCACUUGCGUGAUUCUUUUGCUAGUAAGUCUUUUGUCACCUUGUUAUAUUCAUUUUAAAUUCACUAAUUAGCAUUUUCUAUAAAAGAAAGUUAAAGCUUGCAUAUUUUCUAGGUUCAUCUCUAGCUUCUGCAAGUAUGGCUACUUCGAGUGCUAACGACCCAAAGUCUAGUGGUGUUGUAAACACAACACUUGCAAGCAACCUAUCUAUGCAACAGGAGAAACAAGAAGGUGUAACACUAGAGGGACAAUCAUCAGAGACAAAAGCAAUUGCAGGAGAUGAACUUCCACCUCUAAAACCUCCACCAGGAAGAACAGUGGCACCCCCACCACCAGCGGCACCUGCUCCACCGCCACCUCGUCCACCUCCCCCAGGAGCUCCAGGACCUCCAGCACCCCCAAAACCCCGCCCCCCACCUCCUCCUAAAUCAAAUUUAAGGCCUUCACCUCUUGGACCAAAGAGGCCUAAUAAGAGUGGCUCUAACGAUGCAAAUGGUACCGAUGAUGGAGGUCAAAAAACUAAAUUGAAACCUUUCUUUUGGGAUAAGGUUAUGGCCAGUCCUAAUCAAUCCAUGGUUUGGCAUGAGAUUAGUGGUGGAUCUUUCCAGUUUGACGAAGAGAUGAUAGAGUCACUUUUUGGCUAUAAUGCCAAUAAGAAUAACAAUGAGCGUAAGAGAGAGGUAGUUGACAAUUCAGUUCAGUACAUUCAAAUUAUUGAUCCGAGGAAGGCUCAGAAUCUAUCUAUACUUUUGAAAGCAUUGAAUGUGACUACAGAAGAAGUUCUUGAUGCUCUUCGAGAAGCUAACGAGCUUCCAGUGGAGCUUCUCCAGACUUUGUUGAAGAUGGCACCAACAGCAGAUGAGGAAUUAAAGCUUAGGCUAUAUGCGGGUGAGAUUGCUCAACUAGGCCCUGCUGAACGUUUCCUCAAAGCAUUGGUGGAGGUCCCUUUUGCUUUCAAAAGAAUUGAAUCCCUAGUGUUUAUGAGUUCCCUUCAGGAAGAAGUUACCACUCUCAAAGAAGCCUUUGUGACCCUAGAGGUAGCUAGCAACAAGCUCAAAAAUAGCAGGUUAUUCUUGAAACUACUGGAAGCAGUCCUCAAAACUGGCAACCGAAUGAAUGAUGGCACAUACCGAGGUGGUGCAUUAGCAUUCAAGCUCGACACUCUUCUAAAGCUCUCAGAUGUCAAAGGAACAGAUGGAAAGACAACUCUUUUACACUUUGUUGUUCUAGAAAUCAUUCGUUCUGAAGGCAUUCGAGCAGUCCGAGCAGCAAAGGCAAACGCAAGCGUCUCUAGCGUGAUGUCAGAUGACCUCAGCGAGGACCCCAAUGAUAAGGCAGCAGAGGAACACUACUGCAACAUUGGUCUUCAAGUAGUUUCGAGCUUGAGCAACGACUUUGAUGAGGUGAAAAAGGCAGCCGUAUUGGACGCUGACAUGUUGUCAUCUACACUGGUAAAACUUAGGAAAUCAUUAACGAAGGCUAAAGCUUUUGUGGAGUCAGACAUGAAGAGCGAUGAAGAGAGCGAGUUUUAUGCAGCACUCGUUGGCUUCAUGAAUCGAGCUGACUCAGAUAUUGCCUGGCUUUCAGAGGAAGAGAAGAGGAUAACAGCACUAGUACAGAGCACAGCAGAUUACUUCCAUGGCAAGUCGGGUAAGGAAGAAGGCUUACGACUUUUUAGCAUUGUUCGUAGUUUCUUGACAAUGCUUGACAAGGCAUGUAAAGAAGUGAAGGAAGCGAGAGCUAAGAAAGUGCCUGCAACGAAAGUGUCGAUCAAGAAAGAUAACUUAGGUGAGGCGUCAAGUUCAGGAAUUCAACAACAACAACAACAGGUUGAGAAUCAAAAUCAUCAUAAACGGUUGUUUCCAGCCAUUGCUGAAAGGCGGAAUAAUGAGUCUUCUAGUUCAGAUGAUGAAAACUCAAGUGAUGAAGAUUAGCCCUCCCUUUUCCUCUCUUCUUAGCUUUUGUAUGAUAGAUACCAAAACAAAAUGCCAAAUCUUUCUCAGUCUACAAUCUUGUACAUGUACACACUUUCUUGUUUGUAUAUUCACCCAAGUUAGAGAAGGAAAAUUUUUCAUUUUUAUUAUUUGCUAGAGUCUAUUUAUCAAUUUUUAGAGACAAAGAUGGUAUUGAAAAUCCGUUAAAGAAAUGUAAAUUGCACCU
Molecule: messenger RNA, 4001 nt
Organism: Linum trigynum
Lineage: Eukaryota; Viridiplantae; Streptophyta; Magnoliopsida; Malpighiales; Linaceae
Source: the annotation of a GenBank genome assembly